Molecule: messenger RNA, 1368 nt
Organism: Orcinus orca (killer whale)
Lineage: Eukaryota; Metazoa; Chordata; Mammalia; Artiodactyla; Delphinidae
Gene: CRH
Product: corticotropin releasing hormone
Exons: 2
Coding region: 340-921 (193 amino acids)
Biological process (GO): positive regulation of cortisol secretion; negative regulation of epinephrine secretion; negative regulation of glucagon secretion
Cellular component (GO): extracellular region
Molecular function (GO): corticotropin-releasing hormone activity
Source: RefSeq, a predicted model, not a curated record
AAAUUCUGCCCCUCGUUCCCCGGCAGGGCCCUGUGAUUUAUGCAGGAGCAGAGGCAGCACGCAAUCGAGCUGUCAAGAGAGCGUCAGCUUAUUAGGCAAAUGCUGCGUGGUUUCUGAAGAGGGUCGACGCUAUAAAAUCCCACUCCGGGCUCUGGUGUGGAGAAACUCGGAGCCCAAGUCCGUUGAGAGACUGAAGAGAAAGAGAAGAGGGAAAGAAGAAGAGAGUGGGGAAAGAAAGGAGAAGGGAAGAAAACCCCUGAGAAAGCCCCGGAGCCGUUCCUCUGCAGAGCGGCGCAGCGCUCCGCUCACCUGCAGAAGCGCCUCAGAAGCGCCCCUAACAUGCGGCUGCCGCUGCUCGUGUCCGCGGGCGUCCUGCUGGUGGCUCUCCUGCCCUGCCCGCCAUGCAGGGCCCUCCUUAGCCGGGGGCCCGUCCCGGGGGCCCGGCAGGCCUCGCAGCACCCCCAGCCCCUGGAUUUCUUCCAGCCUUCGCCGCAGUCUCAGCAGCCGCAGGCUCGGCCCGGCCUGCUCCGCAUGGGGGAGGAGUACUUCCUCCGCCUGGGUAGCCUCAAUAAGAGCCCCGCUGCUCCGCUCUCGGCCGCCUCCUCGCCUCCUGCCGGCAGCAGCGGCAGCCGCCUUUCGCCGGACGAGGUGGCCGCCAACUUUUUCCGCGCGUUGCUGCAGCAGCUGCUGCUGCCCCGGCGCCCGCUCGACAGCCCUGCGAGUCCGGUGGAACGCGGCGCCGAAAACGCCCUCGGCGGCCGCCAGGAGGCACCGGAGAGGGAGAGGCGAGCCGAGGAACCUCCCAUCUCCCUGGAUCUCACCUUCCACCUCCUCCGAGAAGUCUUGGAAAUGGCCAGGGCUGAGCAGUUAGCGCAGCAAGCUCACAGCAACAGGAAACUGAUGGAGAUUAUUGGGAAAUGAAACGGUGCGUUUGGCCAGAAAGAUUCUGCAUUUAACACAAAAAGUAAAAAUAAAAAAUAAUGCAGUAUUCUGUACCACAGCGUUGCUCUGAUACCAUUUGUUUAUUUUUAUAUAGCUUGAGACGUAGAGGAUGUACAGCAAGAGUGCCCAUACUCCUUAGCAUGCACAAAGUGUAUUCACGUGCAGUAACAGCAACAUCCUGUAAUUUGUACCGUGUACUUAUAGUUUCUAUUUCCAGGUGUCUUUAACAGUGUUUUAAAGAGAGUAUAGACCCAGGAGGAAAUGUUUUGAAGAAGCAGACAGAAGUCACCCAAUUGAUUUUGUUGUGGUUUGAGCCAAAAAGAAUGUCAUUCUCUUGGGUGGGUGAGACAAAAUCUGUAAGCUCUUUGAACCAACUUUUCCUUGUAAACGUUUCAGUAAUAAAACAGCUUUCCAAUCCUUGGUCAA